This is a messenger RNA of Penicillium macrosclerotiorum, 831 nucleotides long. Its product is annotated as kinetochore subunit FTA4 family protein. Gene Ontology annotation, cellular component: Mis6-Sim4 complex. NCBI's taxonomy places the organism in Eukaryota, Fungi, Ascomycota, Eurotiomycetes, Eurotiales, Aspergillaceae. Bases 1 to 831 code for a protein of 276 amino acids. The transcript has 3 exons. The record is from RefSeq and is a predicted model, not a curated record.
AUGGACUCCGCUCGAACAGACCCAGCUCGGACAAUUUUCGAAUUAAAGUCGAAUUUUCUCUGGAGUCAAGUUCGCAUACUAUCCGAAAACCUUGACCUGCCCCACGAGUGGAAGAACUAUGCUGUGGAGACGGAGGAAAGCGAUUUGGGUGAGAAAGUGAUUGAGGAUGUUCUGCACAGAGGUAAUUCUGCUCCACCUUCUAUAAGCUCUCCUUGGAAAAUCGUUUGUUGCAUGGCUGGCUUUGAUGAGCUGUCGUUUACCAAAAAUCCCUGGUCGCUCACCAUAUUCCUAGUCAAUGUUGUCGUAAAGCAACAUAAUCGUGUUGUUUACUCCUCGCAGGCAAUCCACCAUGUAGCCCAACAAAUUGCCAGUCUCUAUCGAUCCUCCAUAAGCCACGGACAGAACCAACAUCAACUGGCAAACAGGGUCGAGAGAACGGCAGACCUCUCGAGACACAUAUUACCCCUAGGCCUAGAAUUUCAAGAUACAAGCGACCAGAAUCAUGCAAGAUAUAAACAACUCCGAGACCAACUCACCAGUUUAGACCAAAUACGUCAGCAGCGCCAAAGACGAUUAAAUCAGGUGCACCAUCUUCGGGGUCUGGUCCGACCAUUCGAAGAGCCACAGACCAAUAUCCAGCCAAAUCUUGUCCUUCGAGACAGUGAGCUAGUUCAGGAAGUGGAAAAAAUGCGAAUGCUGACAGCAAGGCUUGGAGGGCGAAUAGCCCAGCGGGGGAAAGCGGGUAUUAGAAGCAAUAGGGAAGAUGGCCAGCAAUAUCUACCUCCUGGGUCAGACCAAAGACUAGCGCUUCUAUUAGAUUCAGACCCAUGA